Theileria annulata is the source of this 825-nucleotide messenger RNA. RefSeq names its product ribosomal protein S2, putative. The coding region runs from base 1 to 825 and encodes 274 amino acids. The transcript is spliced from 2 exons. NCBI's taxonomy places the organism in Eukaryota, Apicomplexa, Aconoidasida, Piroplasmida, Theileriidae. Gene Ontology annotation, cellular component: cytosolic small ribosomal subunit; 90S preribosome; ribosome. Gene Ontology annotation, biological process: cytoplasmic translation; ribosomal small subunit assembly. Gene Ontology annotation, molecular function: structural constituent of ribosome. The record is from RefSeq and is a predicted model, not a curated record.
AUGGCAGCACCAACGAGUAAACUUACUCCAGAUGAAGAUAGCAUCAGAAUGAUGCUUACAGCUAAGGUCCACAUUGGAACUAAGAAUGUUGAAAAUAAGAUGAGAAAGUAUGUGUAUAGCCGAACACAAGAAGGCGUCCACCUAAUCAACCUCGCCCAUACACUUGAAAAGCUCAAAGUGGCGGCCAGAGCAAUUGUCACAGUCUCAAACCCAGAGGAGGUCGUGGUAGUUAGUGCCCGCCCCUACGGAAGUAGAGCAGUGCUCAAGUUCUCCCACUACGUUGGAUCACACCCAAUUGCCGGACGCUGGAUUCCAGGAACACUUACUAACCAAAUUACACAAAAGUUCAUUGAGCCAAGACUAUUGGUUGCCACAGACCCAAGAACAGACGCACAAUCACUCAAGGAAUCUUCCUAUGUCAGUUUGCCAGUAAUUGCCCUGUGUGACACAGAUUCUCCACUAAACUACGUCGACAUUGCAAUCCCCUGUAACAACAAAGGAAAGGAGUCAAUUGCCCUCAUGUAUUGGCUCUUGGCAAGAGAAGUGCUCUACCUCAGAGACCAACUCAAGCGCUGGAUGCCCUGGGACGUGCUCGUCGACACCUUCUUCUGGCGUGAUCCAGAACAGUUUGAACAGAAACCAGAGGAGACAGUUAAUACACACGAAGAAGACUUGAUGGCCUCAAGGCCAAAUGUACCACUACACCCACUCCCUGACUGGAGCACAGUAGACCCAUCCCACGCAAACUCCUCAGACUGGAAAGUAAUGGCAGCAGGACACGAGGAAUGGGGAUCAUUCGUAGAUACCAGAGCUCAAUGGCAAUAA